UCCUUCACUCUUGUUACUCAACCAAUUAAUUAAUACACAAGAAACAUCUAUUUCCUCUCAAUUUCCCUCUAAAGCUACACUUCUAAGUUCUAUUAAUCAAUUUCAAGAAUCACUAAUACUCAAGAUGAGUUCAUCAAGCAGAGCAUUGACAGCUGCAGGAAGUGUUGGAGUUGUUGAAGCAUUGAAAGAUCAAGGUAUUUGCAGAUGGAAUCAUGCCAUAAAGUCUCUUCAAAAUCAUCUUAAAAAUAAUGUCAGAUCAUUUUCUCAAGCAAACAAGCUUUCAUCAUCCUCUUCUUCUUCUGCUAUGGUUUCUAAUUCUAACAGACAAAAACAGAAUGCAAAGCAAUCAGAGGAAUCUUUGAGAACUGUUAUGUACUUGAGUUGUUGGGGUCCCAACUAAUUAGUGGAGACCAUCGAUAGAACCAAUUUUUAACAUUGUUCUUUGAUUCUUCUCUUGUCUCCACUAACAACAAUGAAGUUAGAUUAAGGUGUAAUUAAUAGUAGUAUUAAUUAUAUGAUUGGAGAUAUCUUUCUCUUCUAACAAAGCUUGGGUUACUCCAUGUAUUGUGCAAUACUUUCUAUAUUCAAGUUUCAACCAUUGAAAGAGAUUGAUGUAGAUAAUUAUGAUUACGAUGAAUGAAGAUAGCAGUAUUCAAUUUCUCCCAA
Molecule: messenger RNA, 666 nt
Organism: Cicer arietinum (chickpea)
Lineage: Eukaryota; Viridiplantae; Streptophyta; Magnoliopsida; Fabales; Fabaceae
Source: RefSeq, a predicted model, not a curated record